Molecule: messenger RNA, 766 nt
Organism: Pistacia vera
Lineage: Eukaryota; Viridiplantae; Streptophyta; Magnoliopsida; Sapindales; Anacardiaceae
Exons: 3
Coding region: 100-441 (113 amino acids)
Biological process (GO): transmembrane transport
Cellular component (GO): membrane
Molecular function (GO): transmembrane transporter activity
Source: RefSeq, a predicted model, not a curated record
AAAGGUUUUAAUCGGUCAGCAAGGGAUGCCUGGGAGUUAUUCCAAUCAACUGGAGUUGAAGCACUUAUCGCCUAUGAUUGUUCUGGUGCUGUACUACUGAUGUGCACUCUUUUGGGUGGACUUAUCACUGGAACUUGCUCAGGGGUUUGGGCGUAUACUAAAUCGAAAGACAGAGUGAUUAUGGUGGGGUCAACUGCAAUGUUGAUGGGAAUGGUCUUAGUGGGGCUGGCAAUGGUUGUGGUUGAAAGUGCAGUUACAUCCAUAUAUAUAUGUUACGCAGAAGACCCCUUGUUGAUUCACAGAUGGGAUGCUGAAUUCUUUAACCAGAUGUCUGAAACACUACACCAGCGUCUCCAAUAUAGGAGUGCAAGAGCCAGGGAAGUAUUGACCCACAAUAACCUCAAUGGCCAUGCCCAUACCCAAGAAACACUUUCUGUCUAAUUUCCUGCGAAAAUAAUUUCCAUUGUGCUUUAAUUAUUCAUCUAAUUUCCAAAUGUAUGAGUUCUUUUUUGUUUUGUGAGGGUGUUUUCUUUUGUUUUCCCUUUUUUUACAUAGAAGUGAAAAGUUAUAGGAAACAAUUUAUGGCCUAUUUCCGUAUUAUUACUUGAAGCUGCGUAUCCAAAACAACACAGGAUAACUGCCUAUGUAAAUGGUGUGUAGCGGUUUAAAAUUUUUGCCCUUGAUUAUUGUGGAUCUGGAUUUAUUGUUGGGCUCAUGGGCUGUAUGUAUUACACUUGUUUAAAUACCCAACUGUCUCAUUAUUGUA